Messenger RNA from Pocillopora meandrina, 7667 nucleotides. Lineage: Eukaryota; Metazoa; Cnidaria; Anthozoa; Scleractinia; Pocilloporidae. The record is from the annotation of a GenBank genome assembly.
AUGAGUUCGCUACGAGAAAGACUGCUCCCUCAGCAUCCAAACAACGGUAAGGGGUUAAUAACUGACACAUUCCAAUUUUAUCUUUCGUUAAGUUUAAAAAAAAUCAAUUUGUCUAGCUUUAGCGAUGUUGCUUUUUAAAUGAGAACUUUUUUCAAGCCGAUACAACGGAAAUUGUAGUAGUAUCGAUGUUAUUUCCUUUUUCAUCAGUGAACUAGCCUACUGUUACCUCUAGAUCAGUAUCCAGUGAUGGCAAAUCAUCAAAAUAGAGGUUUUUGGUUCGUGAAUUACGCUUAGUUUGACCUUUUAACGCCUUGGCAAAUAAAGAGAACAAAAUUUUUGACUAGAGAUGAGACGCUGUAGUUACGAACCACACGAGAUAAAAGAUCAUUAAUUCGACAGAGCUUUACACUCGUUAUUUGGGCUCACUUCUAUUUAAGGGCAAAUCUAAAUACUUAACAACCACUUUUUAAUGAGAGUAAAGCUGAUUCUUUUCUAGGAAAGGGACUUGUCGACUUUUCCUGCUUUUGAUUGUAAUAAGACACGCUUAGUUAGAAUUAUGACUUGAAGACACCUGCUUAGGGAGUUUCGAAACCUCAAAUCAAAUAUUCACCUUUCAAAGAAGAAAAUUUGGGAAGCAUUUCCUGUAAGACCUUUUCACUUCCUUUAAUAAUAUUUCAGCCUUCAGUUGUAGCACACAAAAAAUUAGAACAAGACUUUGAAUUCAUUAUUGACCAUAUUUGUCGUGUCAGUAAUCUGUAUUCAAACUGGUUCAUUAUUUAGAAUUACUCCUUCAGCAGUUAGAUGAUAAUAUUCGUUACAUUCGUUUUGAGAAGAAUGAACAACUGAAAGACAGCUUACAUCAGUUAAAAAUUAAAGCUUAAUUUAAAAUAGCUCAAGUACUUGAUUUUUCACUCAAUUGAAAUAAUGGCUUGUCUUUAAACCUUCCAAACGUCAUCGUAUAUUUGUUUACAGAACCUCAAUUUUCCGGCUCAAUGCAUCGUCAGGGUGACUCAUUCUUGGGGAAUAAUGAUGAGGUUUCUGUUCAGCAACAAACCAACUAUCUGCGAAACUUAGCUGAAAACAUCCAUACUGAAGGUAAUGGACAGAACGUGCCACUCAGCAUAUCUCCAGUUCAAGUGAGCAGUAUCCUCGCUGAAAUAACACAGGGGCAAGAGUUUCCUUGUCAUUCACCUACCCUUGAUUAUUCUUCCGGCUUCUUUGAAAGCUCUGGUAGUACGGAUGUACGGUCGUCAUCUUCAGCGUUGAGUAUCGGAAACACUUCGGGUAGUUCCGCUAUGACAUCGAGCGUCCCGAGAAUCUUCGGGACGGGCAGCCAACAGGACAGGCCUCCGUUUCCUUAUAGUCAAAACGCUGGCCAAAUAAUAUCCUCGCCGAAUUUUCUGACUAGUGACGGUGGUGGAACUUCUCCCUUUGGCUUUGCACAAAGUGAUCGAAUUAGAGGCUAUCCUCGACAAGAUGUGUCGAGUGACUUGGCUGGAAUCACGCCGUUUAAUUCCGGCUCCAAGAUCGAUAUUGAUCAAUAUUUGCGUCCAGAUCUGGAAGUAAAGUUUUGUGAUCUGGAAGAUCGUGUAUUUGAGAAACAACAGAGCCGUAAAGACAAGAAAGCACGCCAGAGAAUCAUUAAUGGAAAGGUGAAGUUUCUAGUACGAUCUGAGCGUCCGAUUAAAAAGGUGAAGGCCUGGGUAAGAAGAGAGGAAAAUGCUGCAAAGUUAGAAAAGGAUGCUAAUGGUAUGGUUGAGAUUGAAACUGACUUUCUGAGGAAAGUUAAGGAAAGCGGUCAUAUAUAUGUAAGUGAAACUGUGUAAAUUUUUUGCUUUUCGUCAUUUUAUCGAAAAAAACUAAUUGACCCAGCUUUUAUCAGCAUUUGUGUCGCUCAACAUCAAAGUCGAUAUCCUACAGUCACUGUUUAUCAUGAAAUAUCUGAGAUACUACGCACACUCUGAUUGGUCAAAGCCCCAUGGUGGGGUAAACCCAAAUUUACCUAUAGAAACAGUAUCGGUCAGCCUUCCUUCGAAUUAACUGGGAUCUUUGAUGAACACUAGAAAAGUUUGUUAGGCACGCUUUGCCCAUGUCUUGAGGUUUGCAAACUUUUAACGUGUUCCAACAUUCUGCGUGAGUUGAAUGUCAGUAAAUCAGAUGCAAAGAGUGAGAAAUGCACCUAGCAAUCCACGUGAAUGGAGAUGAUGAAGGUGAUUAUAAUGACAGAGUUUUCAAAAAUCAAGAAAACCUUAUUCCAAGAGGUAUUCGGAGAAUCAAUGCUUAGAUAACUGUGCUGUUUAAAGAAUACCAUAAUAACGUGUUAGAAACACUUUUUCUAUCCGAGUUUCUCCUCUUCGAUCCAGUUACCUGUUUUAUUUUAUCAACAACUUAAACGAAGUGUAUGUUAUUUGUCCCAUCAUCCCGUGAUUUUCAGCAGGAAUAUCAGGUAGAUCUGGACUCAGUUUACAAGAUGGAGGGUUCUGAAAGACCAGUCUACAAAUUAGCAAAAGUUCACACACAGGAGAGGAACCUGUUUGAACUGUUGGUCCAAGUUGUCUUUGGUGACAGCGAAGCCAGUGAGCAAAUCAAGUCCAAGCCUUUCUUGAUAAAGACUAAGAGAUUGAAUGAUGAGCUGCCAGGUAUGUCAAUUAUGAAUCAUGUGCGACCUCAGUUCUCAUAGAAGAAUUUUUUUAAUAAUGGGAAAGGAGACCCAGUGGGUUUCUGUAUUAAAAAUACAUUUUCUAAAAGUUGCGGCAGGACUGAUCCAUUCAUAUCGCUGCUUUUAUGAAGAUUCAUCACGUUAGCAUCGUAUCAUUCAAGAGCACCUCGGUAGCCUGGAAUAUUCGAUGUCAAAUAUAUUCGAGGCACCGUUUCCCCAGAGCUCCUUUGUUAAUCAACUACAACAUUCAUUACCUCACAGAACCUGAUCCUCAUUCCAAACGCAUGAGGCCAAGCACUUGUCCAACCAGCUCAUCAAGAUGGAACCGAGGAAAACAAUCUGCAAAAUACAUCCCUUUGCGAAAUGAGGCAGAUUCAACAGGUUAGCAUUACGUUAUAAGGGCCUCCAGGGGAAGACUCUUAUAAAUUGUAGAGGAAUGAAGGGGGUGUGCCAGGCCUUUUGAGACUCAAAAAAAAUUUCUUUCCUCGCUAUAAUUUAGACCUAAAAACGAUCAAAAAGUAGCGUCUUCUAGAAAAGAAGAGGCAUUUCAAACUCUGUUCCAGAGUGUUAAAAGCCACACCCAUUUUCAGACCUCUAUGAUCAAAUCUAACUUGUGACCACUAGGCUAAAAAAAAACACAGAAGCAGUCUUUGUGAACAUUCAACAUAGUCACGUAGCUUAUUUAAGAGACUUUUUCUUAGGUAUAAAGGUAAAACGCCGCAUGCUUUAUCAUAUGUAAAUUUCCUAAGUUAUCCAAGCCUCAAAUUGAUUUGUGUUUCUUUUCGUCUUAGAUGUAACGUCUCCAUUAUCGCUGAGUUCUGCGGCCUCCAGGAACUCUCCUUCAAGUUCGGAAGGUAAUUUUUAUAAUUUUUUUUUAUGAUCAAAUGACACCCAAGGGUAGCUAGGGAUAAAAAUUGCUAACAUCGAUAUCCUCUUCUUUAUCAAGGUGAAACCAACCAUGUGGAUGAUCUUGUGGUGAAUCAUUUGAAAGCCCAACAAGCAAACAUUGACAACCUGACAGUCACCUUUCUGUUGCAAACACGAAGAGGCGAUAUCGCGUACCAUUUACGACUAACCAAACCGAGCUUGUACCAGACCCUAGACGAAGGGGUAGUGGUGGGUUUUUUCCCCAACGAUGAGGGAAUGGCUCAGAUUGAACCGCUGAGCAGUGAGAAUGCGACGCGAGCGGUAAUGGCCGGGGUGAUCAGCAGGUCAGCAUACGUAGAAGCACAUGCUCCGACGGAAAAAGAAAUAGGUUAGUACUUUAAUUCAUGAUCGGAUAUUAUUUCAGAAGUUGAUUGAGGAAUAUGCUUUCACUUAGAAACCAGUCAAUAUUUUGCCGGAGGAGGGGGGAGGGGGUCGAAGGAUUUUCUUUUCUUUGGGAGGGGGCAUGGUUAUCAGGGAGAACGGGGGGCAAACCGGGCGAUCAGUUGUCGUCAACAGAGAAUGAGGGGGAGGCUGUAGAAAAUUGACUACCAAUUAAUUGCCAAUGACGGGGGAAGGGGGCGGGGUGGGGAUCAUCACAGUAUAACAGAGCCUUAUGAGGGGAACAGGUAAAUCGUAUCAUGACACGAAGAAAAUCAUCCGACCCCCGAGGCGAUGAGUAAUGAGCAUUUCUUUGGGCGCGUGGUAUUUUAAAGCCAGAGACUAAUACCUGAAAUGACAGUUCUGAAAAGAAACAUUCAGUAAAAUAAGACCUAAAGCAUUCGUACAAACAUUCAGAGUCCAAAUUAAGUGGUGGGAUAGAGAGCUGAUGUGGAAAAAUCACAUUCAACAAACCUUGGGCCCCUAACAUUUGCAAUAGUGAAGCCAAUGCCGCCAUAUCGCCUACCGACGUUUAAGCUAUAAGAAGUCUAUUUACAUUCUUUGUCAUUACCAUUAACAGUUUUUCUCCACCAGAAAGCAUUUACAUUUUAUUUGAUGCUUGAAUGACUCCUGAGCCUAUUUUUGCUUUACGAAAUCGAUAAACUUCCAUUUACUUGCAGGAGAAACAGAUAUUAUAUGUGUCAUUGGAAUGGUAAAGGUACUGAUUGUUGGGUCUGCGCAAACUGGUGAACGCAUCUAUGCUUCCACAGACAACCCAGGAACAGGGAUCGCUGAGUCCCAUUUGCCCCUGGGGGCUCACAUCUUUAGGGAUCACACCCUUCUGGGCAUGGCUAUGGAGCCAUGCAAGCCUCGCUACCACGAUGAAGCAAACCUGGUCAAGUGUUUUGUGUGUAUUGUGCUGGGAAUCAACAGUCAGCAGCUGUCCAGCGAGGUAGAGAACAUCAUGGAAAAUGUCGACAUGGACAUCAAAGCGGCCAUUGGAAAGUCUAACAAGAGAAACUGCCGACGUAAGUAUUGUUUUAUUUUUAGUACAAAGCAUCAUUCACAAACAAACAUUAGCAAACGCCUUGUUCGAAAAUAUUAGAUUAUUCUAGAUUCCAAAGAAAUUUUUGUUCAAGUAGUUUCUCUUUCUAAUCUUAAACAAGGUUUAGGGCACUAGAAAAUCUGUGAAAAUCUCGUUAUGCUUUUCAAGGGUUGUUCUUUUUCAUCGCUGGCUUCAUCAUUUUCCUUGGACUCCUGGGAUUUUUACUGUACGAAGUACUCACUCCGGGAACUCGCUUCCGCUACUUCCUGUGUCAGACUGGGUCUAAUCGUAAGCAACCAAACCUGGAGUGUACUUAUGAAGAUGCCUAUGUGGUACGUUAAUUAUUUUGAUAUAUCUUCCAGCUAGAUGGAGAAAUAUUAUUGAUGAUUGAGGGUCGAAAGAGGCAAUCGAUAAAAGGGAAUUUUUGAAGGAAGUUUCAAAACUUGACCCAGCUCUUUCCGUAUUGCUUAAUUGUUGUGCCAGUCACACCGUUACGUACGUGAUAGCUUUAGUACAUACUGAGAUUGAGACUCUUUAGAAUUGACUUAGACUAAACGAUUACACUGGAUUUUCUUGUAAGCUUUCGGAUCUGAAACAAAAAUUUUACACUUAUCCUGGGUCACCUGGAAUAAUUGCGUAUCUUCUCCUUUUGUCCAUAGAAAAUUCAAGACGUUUACAUACCUUUUGACCUUGAUAACCUCAAGACGAAAAUACCAUAUGGCGAGAGAAAGCCUGAGAAACUUAAUCCGAAUAUUACAAGUAAGUUUGUAUUACGAAAUAACAGUUUAUUGUCGUGGGAAAGGGGGUUGAGAAUAAAAGCCUUCGAGUGGACAGUUUUAUGUUUGAUUUAAAUUUCUUACUAGAGGUCUCCAGAAUGUGAGAAAUGUCAUCAUACGUUCCUUAAAAUCGAUUCACAAAAAAUAUUGAUAUUUGAUUCUUGAUAUUUUGAUGAUACAUAACAUAAAUGUUACCAGCAUUGUGCAGUUUCCGAGGUGAUUUCUUUUGUGUUGCUCUUAGAUCUCGCAGGGCCACCAAUCUAUUUUCUGAACUUCGACCGCUGUGCGUAUGGCGGGCGCCAUGACAGUAGCAUGUACACACCGGAACAUGCCAAACCGGUUUGUGGACCUCCGUACCUGGCAUCGUCCGGCAACUGCUCAGAAGUGUUUACAUUCAGUUGGGGAGUGUGGAAAGUUAUGAGAAAAACGAGGAGAAACGGCACUGACAAUGAUAGAUCUAUUAUCAAGUGCUCGUGUAAUGGAAGCAGAAUUGUAGUCAUCCAGUGGAUUGUCCUUCUUUCGCUAUCCUUCAGCGCUUGUUCUCUAGUCGCGAACUUUUGAAGAGUUGAGGCAUUUCUUUUAGUUUCGUGAACGAAUUUCGAGCCAAAAUUUCUCUUCCCCUCUGCUAAUGACAAUUGUUUUUUGUUCUCACGCCCAACGCACGUGAUCUGAGUAAUUUUAAAAUCAUGUGUAGUCUGUGAAAGUUGAGAUAACGUGAGGUCUUGAAUUUGGGGUUGAAGUGGAAGGGUAAUUUUCGAUUGAAUUUCGAAAGUAAGCCGCAUAACUUUGGUUUUGAUUUACUUCGCUUUAGUGAUUGGCAUAGGAAACUCGCGCCAUGCUCAAAAAAAAUCAGACGUUAAACAAAAUUCAGUUGCGACUUUGUCGCUCGCGUUUUCCCGAACUUUUGUUUUUUUGCCUCUCUUUACUUGAGUUUUCACUGACUAUUUAUGAUGCAAACCCUUGUUAAGAUUAUCCGUUGCGAUUACUAUGGUUUUAGUUUUUGGACAGUCAGUUGAAAACUGAUUAGUAAAGGUGAACUUGUUUUAGAGUCCUCUGAUUUCAUAAAUUUUUCGCUUGCUUUUGUUAGGAGGUUAGGACUUUUUGAAGGCUUCAUUUAAAGUCGAUGUUAUAUUUAACUUGAAACAGUUAUAACAACUUUAUUUAGGGAGACUGGACUGUAGCCUCUUUAUCGGAAAAGGUUUUGAGCAUUACGAGUUCAAGAGACCUCUUUUCUGAUUAUAAUAUCGCCGGUUUGACUAACACAGUUUACAAGAUAAAAAAUCCAGUGUUUCAAACAAAGCAACAAUUUCCAGCGACUUAGAUAAAUGGGAUGUAGAAGUAAACAUUCCCAAGGCGGCCUUCUUGAACAGGUCAAAUUAAAAUUUAUAAUGUUGGUUUUCUGAUACUUUCUAGUAUAAAGAUUCAAAUAACAUACAAAUACAACAGGUUACCAUAAAGAGUUGAAUUGCUGACUGUGGCUGACAUAACAGCUGUAGUAAGACGCAAUGACCGCUAAAAUUGCGCAAUAAUAACGAAUUUGCCUAUCGGAGGCGCGGUUCUUUGAUCACGUUGUUUAGGAAAUUUCUUCCUUGUAUGUUUGAAGCAAUUGUUUCUGUUCGUUUUUAUUUUUUUUUUCCGAGGUAGUUAGGUAGAUUUCCCAUAUAUUGAAAUGUGAGCAGUUUUAUAGAGUCAACUUUCUCCAUUACAAAGUUUCUAUUCUUGUAAAUUAAAAUGAACGCAACUUGUAUUUCUUAUUGAGCUCGGAAAAUGUCAGUAUUGCCAAUGAGAAGGGUGAGGUUAUUUUAACUAUAUCACCUGCUUAUUCGUAACUUCUAUAGGUGAAUUGUCACUAAUCCUAGCCAUAAACAACGAUUAUUGUAGC